Molecule: messenger RNA, 1610 nt
Organism: Sebastes umbrosus (honeycomb rockfish)
Lineage: Eukaryota; Metazoa; Chordata; Actinopteri; Perciformes; Sebastidae
Gene: gpr160
Product: G protein-coupled receptor 160
Exons: 3
Coding region: 350-1270 (306 amino acids)
Cellular component (GO): signaling receptor complex; plasma membrane
Source: RefSeq, a predicted model, not a curated record
CCAUAAUCCAGAUGUGGAAAGAACAUCAUUUCACCAUAAACUGGCCACAACCAGGUGCUCCUUGCAAGAUUUCUGACAAAGGAGUGAAAAUAAUUAUCAGAAGAGUUGUCCAAGAGCCAAGGACCACUUGUGGAGAGUUUCAGAAAGACCUGGAAUUAGCAGAGUACAGCUGCACUGACGCUGGGUAUUUGAAACCCUCUAAAAGGGAGCAGAGACGGAAAUACAGUGCUCCAUCUAACAUCACAUCUUCACACAGGUCAAUCCACAAUACAUUAACCUGCUCAGCACCAAACAGCAGACAGACACAGAGCUCGUGAACAGCUCUGCAGCAGCAGCGUCUCCCUCCAUAAUGACCAACAUUGCACCACUGCACGCCAUGUUUAUCUCCAUCCCCUCCAUCCUGCUCGGUCUGGGAGGAAAAUGUCUGCUCAACUGGGCCCUGGUGUUCCUCCAGAGGAACCACAUCUGCAAAAGCUUCCUGGGAGUGUUCUGCGUUUCCCUCGCUGUCGUCGACACAAUCCUGACCCUCUCCGUCGCCACCCUUCACAUCAACGCCGGUGGAUACGUCAUCCUCCUGGACUUGAAGCUGACCACGUACCACGUAUGUUUGCUGGUUCAAAUCCUCGGACAAGUCUACAGUGCUCUGCAGUGGCCUGUUGCAGUCGUGGCCGGUUUGGACCAUUUCUUCACUGUCACUCGGAGGUUGCAACCCACCGCCGCCAGGGCCAGAUGGAUCGUCUGCGUAUUUGUGACGGGCCUCCUGUGGUACCUCACUGCUCUCUACGUCUUCCUGCUGUCUGACUUCAUUCCUGUCAUGGAGGAUGUGCCUCACAACCAGAUACUAAAGUGCUGGGUCUUCCACUCCUGUCAGAUCAUGCAGGUUGCCAUGUUCCUCCUCCUGACUCUGGGCUGUGCAGCGUUGCAUGCUUGGUGCAGCACACGAUUAUUACCAAUUCCUCCUCUGAGAGGCCAAAUUACAGACCGCAGUAGAGCUCACUCCAGAAGAAGUGUUGCUCACCAAGCCCUGCAUAUAUUUCUGAACACAUGGGCCCUAUUCCUGGUUCUCCUGGCCGUGCUCCUCGUACUACCUGUGGGAAUACCUGCAUACCUGGGUCUGAACGUUGCCUGGCUCUGUUUCCUCAACAGCCUUCUGAUAGCAGUCGUUUUAUGUGCAGUCUGUCCAGCCUCGCAGCCAGCGCAGGGCCUGGCAGCACUUCCUGACAGCUUCUGUGAGUGGAGAUUUAAAUUUAGCCCAGAGGGCAGAACAUGACCGCACGAAGCAAAUACGAACAGGACUCGUGUUAGAAGAAUUAGCUGCUCAGACCUCAAUGUCUUAUAGGAAGAAAACAAUUUGUAUUUUUAAAGAAAAGUAAGGUAGCCAAGGUAGUGGCACGGCUUUACUAAUGGCAAUGUGGAUCUGUCGGUCGGCACAGAAAGAAAUAUCUCAACAACUAUUGGAUUGGAACUAUUAAAGUGGCACUAGGCAGUACAUUUUUGGCAUCAUUGGGCAAAAAUUCCAUAAUAACCUUUCAGGAUAUUGUAAUUCAAGUGUUCUGAGAGAAAACUAGACUUCUGCUCCUCCUCAUGGCUCUGUUUUCAGGCUUUAGAAA